AAUUCAUUUAAUUUUCGUAAUAUUUAUACGUAUAUUAUCGUGUUUUACGUAUUUUUAUCCUAUAAAAAUUUUGGCUUGCGUGUCGCUAUUCGCUUUCACCACGUUUUCAACAAUUCAUUCUGACUCAGUCCUAAUGAAACAAUAUUAUGAAAGCAAAGGAAAAGUCAGUUUUAUUUAAACAAAAUUUUAAUAUUCCUUGAUGAAAAAAAAAUUAUGUUAAUCGUCAAAUUUUUAUUUAUAUGAAAAAUUUAAUAAUUUUUAUAAAUAAAAAAAAAUCAAAUAAAUUUAAAAAAAAAAAUUUAUUUAAAUAAACAAAAUGAAUUUUUCUUUAUAUUUAUUUUAUAGUUUUAUGUGUUAUUUGUGUGUUAAUGUUUAUGCCGCUGAUAAAAUAAGUGAAAAAAAUGAAAGUUUAUUUGUUCCAACUCGAGAAUGGCAAAUUGUAAAAAAAGGUACACCAAUUCCCAAAGGACUUCAUGUGAGACAUAAUUUUGAAACUGGCAAAACAGAGGCAAAAUUAAUUGACAUCAAUGAUAAGUCAGAGGAAUCAAUGGAAAAUAAAGAGGAAAAUCGAGGAAAAUCAUUAAUCAUUCAUGCAGAUGAAUUGCAAAAAGAAGAAAAAGAAAAAUUGACGAAUUCUUUUUCGAAAAUACCAAUUGAAGAAUUAAAAUUAAAACUAAAAAAUAUCAAGUCAGAUGAAAUGAAACCUAUACAGGAUAAAAUAGAAAACAUUCAAAAGAAAUUUAAGAGUUAUCAAGAAUUGAAAAAAGAAUUUGAAGCUCUAAAUAUGAAUAUUUCCACUGAAACGGAAUUAAUGAAAGAUUUUUUUGAACGAUUUUUGGCUAAUAAAGAUUUUCUUAAUUUGAAAAAUCACGACAAGAAGAAAGUUAAAAAAAUUGUUGAUAUUUUGGAUGAUCUAGAGUACUUAAUUCAUCAAAUUGAUAACGCACAAGUUUUCAUCGACAUGGGAGGCCUCACGAAGAUUAUAAGUCCUUGUUUAAAUUCAACAAAUGAUGAAAUAAAAUCUGAAGCAUUAAGAUUAUUAGGUGCAACGGCACAAUCAAAUCCAAAAGUACAGGCAAAAAUAAUGGAAACUGAUUUUAUUCAAAAACUUUUACAUUUAUUAUUAACAACUGAUAAUAUUGAAAUAAAAUCCAGAUGUCUUUUUGCAAUAAGUUCACUAAUUCGUCAAUUUCCAAUUGCUCAAAAAGUAUUUUUUGAUCAUGGUGGACUUGAAGUAUUUGCAAAAUUAUUGGACGGCAAUCAAUUACAGCCACAAAUUAAAAUAAUGAAUCUAGUCAAUGAUUUGCUUAUUGAAAGAAAAAAUAUUAUUGAAUUUAACGAUGAUGAAAUACGUCGACAAAGAAUAAAAGCAUAUUCAAGCACAAAUUUUGAAAAAAAACUUUUAAUGCAUGAUUAUUGUCUUGAAUUAAUUAAUUUUUCAACAAAAGUCUUUCGUAAUAUAAUAACAGGCAAUUUUAUUGAUCAAGCUAAUGAACUUAUUCAGACAAUUGUUGAAAGUAUAAUUACACUGAAUUCUGUCUGUGAAAUUGAAUUUGUAAAAGUAAGAAAUACACUAUUACCUUUAAUUAAUAGUGUAUUGAAUAUUUACAAAAAACGAAGUUUAAUUAAUGAAAAUGAAGAUGAAAAAUUUGAAGAUGAUCUCAUUUUAAUUUUUGAGAAAUUAAACGCUCUUUUACAAUCUUCUCACGAUGAAUUGUGAUAUAUUUCAUGUGCUUAUGAUUUACAAUUUUGAAAUAUAAGAAAAGGAAAGUAAUUUUUAAAAAUUUAUUUAUAUAAGCGACAUAGUUUUUAUUAGCUAUUUUAUAUAUUACUGUUAAAUGAAUUGACUGAUUAAAGCUAAUUGUGUAAAAAAAAGAAGAAUUUUACUAAAAACCUCACAAAAAAAAUAAAUGAAAGGAUUUGAAGAAACUAGACUAUUUUGGAAUAAUGACGUUUAUUUACAGUCAUCGCCGGUUAUAUAUAAGUAUACAAUAUAGUAAUAAUGAAAUUCUUUGAUUAAUCAAAUAAUUAAAAAAUAUAUAUUUAUACUAAUUCUUAUGAAAUCAGUAAUUUUUAAACACAAUUUGAAUAUCAAAGAAUUUCUCGUAUAACAUGUUUAUAAUUUUAGAAAAAAUACAAAAAAAAUGUUCCUAAUAUCGAAAUUUUAGAACUUUAAUCACUGGAUUAACAUGUUUUUUCUAAAUGAAACCCGCACAAUUUUUCGACGCCGUAUCAUAAAAUUUUCUGUCAAUUAAUUUGAUCUUCAUUUUCAAAAUUAAUCAAGAAAAAAAAAAAAUUCCUAUAAAAAAUCAAAAAAUAUGAAAAUGUGCAUAUUUGUAAAAAAUAUCUAAACUAUUUUAUAUUUCAACUAUUAUUUGAUCAAAAAAAAAAAUUUUUUUUUUCUUUUAUUUCCAAUAUAGUAUUUAAUAUUAUUUUGUAACAAUGUGAUUUUUAUGAACAAUUUUAAUAUACAGAUCGUAGAUCAAUGAAAGGCUCUUAGCUUCUAAUAUAUGCGAUAUAUAAUAUAUUGAAGGUAUUUAAAAAAAUAUAUUAAGUUCGAUCCAAUUCUGUUCGCCCUCACUUUUUUUUUUUUUUUUUUUUUUCUUUU
Leptopilina boulardi is the source of this 2608-nucleotide messenger RNA. RefSeq names its product nucleotide exchange factor SIL1 (gene Sil1). The coding region runs from base 317 to 1720 and encodes 467 amino acids. The record is from RefSeq and is a predicted model, not a curated record. The transcript is spliced from 4 exons. Lineage: Eukaryota; Metazoa; Arthropoda; Insecta; Hymenoptera; Figitidae.